AUGGCGGCGGCGCUACUCGUCGUGGCCAUGGCGCUGUCCGCUGCGCCAGCGGCAAGCUCCAUCGACUACACCGAGCACGACCUGGCGUCGGAGGCGUCCCUGAGGGCACUGUACGAGCGCUGGUGCGCGCACUACGACAUGGCGCGCGACGUCGGCGAGAAGACCCGGCGGUUCGACCUGUUCAAGGAGAACGCGCGCCGCAUCUACGAGCACAACCACCAAGGCAACGCGACGUACACGCUGGGCCUCAAUCGCUUCAGCGACAUGACCGACGAGGAGUUCAGCCUCUCCCCGUACGGACGUUGCUUGACUGCCCCGGUGGUCCAGCGCAUGUCCGCCGAUGGCGAGAACGAGGAGCUCCACCAGCAGGAGGACGACGCGUCGUUCAACCUCACGCACGGCGGCGGCGGCGCCACCGCCGCGCUCGGCGCCCCGCCGGCAGUGGACUGGCGCGGGAGGGCGGUGACGCGCGUGAAGGAUCAGGGGCUAAGCUGCGGGAGCUGCUGGGCGUUCUCGGCGGUCGCGGCGGUGGAGGGCAUCAACGCCAUCCGGACGAGGAGCCUGGUGCCGCUGUCGGAGCAGCAGCUGGUGGACUGCGACAGGGCGGACCACGGCUGCAACGGCGGCUUGAUGACCACGGCGUUCGACUUCAUCGUGAGCAACCGCGGCAUCGUGCCGGAGGGCGCGUACCAGUACAUGGGCAGGCAGGGCCGGUGCCGGCACGCCACGGCCCCGCCGGUGACCAUCGACGGGUACCGGAAAGUGCAGCCGUUCGACGCGAACGCGCUCAUGUCCGCGGUCGCGGCGCAGCCUGUGGCCGUGGCGAUCGAGGCCGACGCGUGGGAGUUCCGCCACUACCGUGGGGGCGUCUUCAGUGGGAACUGCGGGGGCAGGCUGGGUCACGCGGCGACGGCGGUGGGGUACGGCGCCGACGCCGGCGGCCCGUUCUGGAUCGUCAAGAAUUCGUGGGGUCCCAGGUGGGGCGAGGGCGGGUACGUCCGCAUCAGCCGCAACGCGCCCGUCAGGCAGGGGGUCUGCGGCAUCCUCACAGAAUCGUCGUACCCUGUGAAGCGUUAG
Molecule: messenger RNA, 1077 nt
Organism: Miscanthus lutarioriparius
Lineage: Eukaryota; Viridiplantae; Streptophyta; Magnoliopsida; Poales; Poaceae
Source: the annotation of a GenBank genome assembly